Messenger RNA from Baudoinia panamericana UAMH 10762, 351 nucleotides. RefSeq lists its product as uncharacterized. NCBI's taxonomy places the organism in Eukaryota, Fungi, Ascomycota, Dothideomycetes, Mycosphaerellales, Teratosphaeriaceae. The transcript has a single exon. The record is from RefSeq and is a predicted model, not a curated record. Bases 1 to 351 code for a protein of 116 amino acids.
AUGCCGGUAGCGACGUCCGCGAGUUCGAGAAAUCGCCCCGGCUAUUCCGUGAGCUCGAGAAAGCACAUCGACCAUUCUGCGAGUUAUGGCGCUUAUCACGCUUAUAAUAUGAUCUGGUGGAAAGCAAUGUGGUGCAAAUGGAGGCACAAGUCGGCGCGCUGGAAAAAUACAGUCUCGUGUCGUGGUAGUGCAGCGUACACUCACUUCGCGUGCUUCAUCUACGCUUUGCACUCACAGCAGGACGCUGCUCCACCUGUAGCGUUGGCGCCGACAAUAACAGUCGCAUUGCUUCACCACCGCACUCGCCGCUCGCUCCACGCGUACCUCGUCGUUUCUCAUACCACCUCUUAA